CGGCCUGCUUCAGGGCUCACCUGACCACAGGGCCCCUGCCCGGGACUGCGCCACUAGCAAAGAAGCCACCAUCUUCCCACCGCCAGCACCAGGCCACCAGCUCAGACACUUGCCCCUUCGGGGGCACCAGCCUCCAGGUCUCACUGGAGCCCAGGGCUGUUUGGCUGGUAUGUGCCACAGGCUGUUCACUCAUUUCUGUUUUGCUGCAAUAAAACCCACAGGGACCAUCCUCUGUGAAGGGGCUGGCAGUUUGGGCUUUAGGGAGUCAUCUCAGCAGCAUCAGCAUGUCCCGGCCAAGCAGCAGAGCCAUUUACUUGCACCGGAAGGAGUACCUGCAGAAUAUCGCCUUAGAGCCCACCCACCUGCAGCACAGAGUGGAGCACCUGAUGACAUGUAAGCUGGGGACACAGAGAGUCCAAGAGCCCAAGGAUGUUCUGCAGAAGCUGCAGGAGAUGGACGCUCAGGGCCGGGUGUGGAGCCAGGACUUGCUCCUGCAGGUCAGGGAUGGCUGGCUCCAACUGCUGGACAUCGAGACCAAGGAGGAGCUAGAGUCCUACCGCCUGGACAGCAUCAAGGUCAUGGACGUGGCACUCAACACUGGCUCCUACAACUCUGUCCUGUCCAUCACCGUGCAGGAUUCGGGCCUGCGAGGCACUAGCACUCUGCUUUUCCAGUGCCAGGAAGUGGGGGCAGAGCGACUGAAGACCAGCCUGGAGAAAGCUCUGGAGGAGGAGCUAGAGCAAAGGCCCCAGUUUGGAGCCCUUCGCUCAGACCAGGACCGGUGGAGGGGGCCUCCUCUGGAAAGGCCGCUCCCUAAGGAGCCGGCGCCUCCUCUGGAGUGGGGACCCCCUCCCAAACAGCACUACUUGAUGGGCCCAGAGCAUGACACCCCACCAUCAUCUCCGAGGCCCCUGCCAUUCCGCACCAGCGUCCGAGAGUCAAGCACCUUCUUGCUGUCUCCUUCAAGGAGGUCCCCAUCCCCUGAGGACCCAAAAUGGGAUAAGGAGGUGCUGGACCAUGUCCUAAGGGACAUCGAGAUGUUUGUGGGGAAGCUGGACGAGGCCCAGUCAAAGACUAGUCGUAAGAAGAAGAAUCACAGGAAGAAAAAUAAAAAGAAUAAGGGAGAGAUAACAGAGGAACAUUACAUCGACUGCUUCCAGAAGAUCAAGUACAGCUUCAACCUCCUGGGAAGGCUGGCCACCAGGUUGCAGGAUACAAGUGCCCCUGAGUUUGUACACAUCAUCUUCAAAAUUCUGGAGUCCAUCCAGACCCAGUGCCCUGAAUCUGGCCUAGCAGCCCGAGUGAUCUCACCCCUCCUCACCACCAAGGCCAUCGAGCUGCUGCAGUCCUGUCUAAGCCCAUCAGAGAAUAACCUCUGGAAAGGGCUGGGGACAGCCUGGACCACCAGCCAGGCCAACUGGACAGGCAGCGAGCCCCCGCCCUACCAACCCACAUUCUAUGAUGGUUGGCAGCUUCCAGAAACUUCCUACCAGGCGCUCUCAAGAUACCAAGACGCUACUUCCAUCCGCCCUAGGUUAAGGAGCACCUCGCAGUUUGCUCAAGAGGAGACACACAACCAUGGCCCCAGCCCUGUACCCUCCAGACCCGGAUCUGUCAAGCCAGCCCUGAAAAUGCAAGUCCUCUAUGAGUUUGAAGCUAGGAACCCACAGGAACUGACAGUGGUCCAGGGAGAGGUACUGGAGGUUCUGGACCAGAGCAAGCGGUGGUGGCUGGUGAAGAAUGCAAGGGGACAGAGUGGCUAUAUCCCCAGCAACAUCCUGGAGCCCCUAGAGUCGGGAGCCAGCAGGAGUCAGAGCGAGUCACCCACUCGGGCUCCGAUGCUUCGACUUAGCUCAAGGCCUGAGGAGGUCACAGCCUGGUUACAGGGAGAGAACUUCUCCACUGUCACCGUGAAGACCCUUGGGUCCAUGACGGGGAGCCAGCUGCUUCACAUGAGACCUGGAGAGCUACAGAUGCUGUGUCCACAGGACGCCCCCCGGGUCCUGGCACGGCUGGAGGCUGUCAGAAGGAUGCUGGGGAUAAGCCCUUAGGCAGCAAUUCAGACACCUCCAAGACCAAGACUUUCUCACAAGCAAGAUGGCGGAUCUGAUACUCUUUAGAGCCCUGAGAAUUCCUCUUCCAAGCCCCCAGGUUGCAGCAAACCCCACACCCCAGCUCACACAGCAAAGAGGAUGAACAAGACCAGAGGCCGAGACAAACCGUGCCCCUUCUCGCUGUGUGGAGAGGUCUCCCCAGUUGCCACCUAUUUAUUGCAUCUCUCUCCUGAGCUUAGAGCAUUUAUGCUUAGAUUUGUCAGGACUCUGUUUAGACCCUCUCCUCCCCAAUAAAGGUAUCCUCAAGCUUGU
Messenger RNA from Cervus elaphus (red deer), 2366 nucleotides. RefSeq names its product EPS8 like 3 (gene EPS8L3). Bases 285 to 2051 code for a protein of 588 amino acids. Gene Ontology annotation, cellular component: vesicle; plasma membrane; ruffle membrane. The transcript has 20 exons. Gene Ontology annotation, molecular function: actin binding. NCBI's taxonomy places the organism in Eukaryota, Metazoa, Chordata, Mammalia, Artiodactyla, Cervidae. The record is from RefSeq and is a predicted model, not a curated record. Gene Ontology annotation, biological process: positive regulation of ruffle assembly; regulation of Rho protein signal transduction; Rho protein signal transduction.